AUGGAAUGGCCGCUGACAACUUCAUCCGCAGGCCGUCUCCAGGAGUACCUCGUCAUCGGACGCCAUCUUCCUACCGAGUCCAACCCUACCCCCAAGCUCUACCGCAUGCGCAUCUUCGCACCCAACGAUGUCGUCGCAAAGUCACGCUUCUGGUACUUCCUCGGCAAGCUGCGCAAGAUCAAGAAGGCCAACGGCGAGAUCGUCUCGCUGAACCAGAUCCAUGAGAAGCGCCCCAUGAAGGUCAAGAACUUCGGCAUCUGGAUCCGAUACGACUCGCGCUCGGGCACGCACAACAUGUACAAGGAGUACCGUGAGAUGUCGAGGACAGACGCCGUCGAGGCGCUCUACCAGGACAUGGCUGCCCGGCAUCGCGCUCGGUUUCGAUCGAUUCACAUCCUUAAGGUCGUUGAGAUCGAGAAGACCGACGAUGUCAAGCGCCCGUACAUCAAGCAGCUCCUCACCCCGAAACUCAAGUUCCCUCUUCCCCACCGCGUACCCAAGGCCGCCACCAAGAAGAUCUUCGCUGCCAACAGGCCUUCAACUUUCUACUGA
Messenger RNA from Coniosporium apollinis CBS 100218, 552 nucleotides. Its product is annotated as 60S ribosomal protein L20. The record is from RefSeq and is a predicted model, not a curated record. Gene Ontology annotation, biological process: translation. Gene Ontology annotation, molecular function: structural constituent of ribosome. Gene Ontology annotation, cellular component: cytosolic large ribosomal subunit; ribosome. Lineage: Eukaryota; Fungi; Ascomycota; Dothideomycetes. The transcript is spliced from 3 exons. Bases 1 to 552 code for a protein of 183 amino acids.